This is a messenger RNA of Cicer arietinum (chickpea), 652 nucleotides long. The record is from RefSeq and is a predicted model, not a curated record. Lineage: Eukaryota; Viridiplantae; Streptophyta; Magnoliopsida; Fabales; Fabaceae.
AUUUAUUUCAUGAAAAUUAGAAUCAUGUGUUGAAGUUUGAUGAUUUCAGGGUAUUGGGACUCUUUUAGAUGGCUCUUUUGGCACGACAACUGGAUCCACUGCAUCAGUCAAAAAAUGCAGGAUUGUUGGGAGUCGGAGAGUCAUUCAAAUAUCAGCCGGGUUCAUGUUUUUCUUCUCCAUAUUUGUCCAUUUCAUUCUAUAUGGAGACAAAUCAUGUAUCUUUUGAUUCACUUAAGGAUGGGCCUGUUGUGUUUGACGAGCUUCAGGAACUCCAUUCUGAGCCUUUAGUUGGACUUGGCGAUGGGGGUGCUUCUACUGAUAAGGCUAAAAGGAUGAUAUUUUGGGUGGUUCAAGUCAAGAACGUUGAAGGAGAGAUCAAAGAACGCCCUAUAAGGAUUAGGGAUGCUGACCCACUUCCAAUUGGAGGGAUAGUUUUAAUUCCUUUUGAUGGUCCCCGACCUAUUUACUAAGAUGUUGAUGGGCUCAUAGGAGGUUAUCUUGGUCGAUAGGCAAAAAAACACAAUAAGAUGUAAUUUUAAUGAAUAAGAGAGUCAAACCGGGCAAUCAGUGAGUUGUGGAAUUUUAUAAAUUGAUACUCACAAAAAGAAUUGAUGGAAAUACAUUAAUGAAGAAGCUAGAAUUGUUUGUCUAA